CCAACUAAUCCAAACCAAACAAUGAACCAAAAUUUAAUUGCACCAUUUUCUACCCCAUUACUUCUUCUGUGAAGUAGAGCAAAAAAAACAAUCUUGUAUUUCAGAUUUGUACCUUCACAUUGUUGUCUCCUCUCAAUUCUUGAACCAUAUUGCUUCACACUGCCCAAUCAGAUUGAAAAAAUUCACAUUCUUUAAUUCUUUCUCUAAAAGAUUGAAACUUUCUGCAAAUUUUUGACACCCCACUUCAUAUUACAGUGUGAAUUAGCUAUUUUUGCUAUACGGCCAAAAGCAGCCCUUUUUGAAAUUGUACAUUCCCUCUUGGUUGCAACAUGUCGGAAGCUCAAAGGAUGCCAACAAUGAUCGGGAUCAAGAGUGGAAAUGGACACGUCAAUGGUGCACUUCCAUUGAGGUCUCCAAUGGCUAGAGCUGAAGUUGCUGAGUUCUGUAAUGCCCUUGGUGGGAAGCGGCCUAUUAAUAGUAUCUUAAUUGCAAACAAUGGAAUGGCAGCUGUCAAGUUUAUACGUAGUAUUAGGACGUGGGCAUACGAGACAUUUGGUACAGAGAAGGCAAUUUUGUUGGUUGCAAUGGCUACGCCCGAGGACAUGAGAAUAAAUGCAGAGCACAUUAGAAUAGCUGAUCAGUUUGUAGAAGUUCCUGGUGGGACGAAUAACAACAACUAUGCCAAUGUGCAGCUCAUUGUGGAGAUGGCAGAGAUGACUCAUGUUGAUGCAGUUUGGCCUGGUUGGGGUCAUGCAUCGGAAAAUCCCGAACUGCCAGAUGCAUUGAAUGCAAAGGGGAUCAUAUUUCUUGGGCCACCAGCUAUGUCAAUGGCAGCACUAGGAGAUAAAAUUGGUUCAUCUUUGAUUGCUCAAGCAGCAGAAGUACCCACACUCCCAUGGAGUGGCUCCCAUGUGAAAGUUCCUCCGGAAAGCUGUUUGGUCUCUAUCCCAGAUGAAAUAUAUGCUAAAGCAUGUGUUCAUACGACGGAAGAAGCAAUUGCUAGUUGUCAAGAUGUAGGUUAUCCUGCAAUGAUCAAGGCAUCCUGGGGCGGUGGUGGUAAAGGCAUAAGAAAGGUUCAUAAUGAUGACGAAGUUAGGGCACUAUUCAAGCAAGUUCAGGGUGAAGUUCCUGGCUCCCCAAUAUUUAUAAUGAAAGUUGCUUCUCAGAGUCGGCAUCUAGAAGUCCAAUUACUAUGUGACCAAUGUGGCAAUGUUGCAGCAUUACACAGCCGUGAUUGUAGUGUUCAAAGGCGACACCAAAAGAUAAUUGAGGAGGGCCCAAUUACAGUAGCUCCGCUAGACACAGUGAAAAAACUUGAGCAGGCUGCUAGAAGACUGGCCAAAAGUGUCAAUUACAUUGGAGCUGCCACUGUUGAGUAUCUUUACAGUAUGGACACUGGAGAGUACUAUUUCUUGGAACUCAAUCCUCGGUUACAGGUUGAACACCCUGUAACUGAAUGGAUAGCAGAAAUAAACCUGCCAGCGGCUCAAGUCGCUGUUGGAAUGGGAAUUCCUUUGUGGCAAAUUCCAGAAAUAAGGCGAUUCUAUGGAAUGGAACAUGGUGCCGGAUAUGAUGCUUGGAGGAAAACAUCUAUUGUUGCGACACCAUUUGAUUUUGACAAGGCUGAGUCGACAAGGCCAAAAGGUCAUUGUGUGGCUGUACGUGUAACAAGUGAGGAUCCUGAUGACGGUUUUAAGCCUACCAGUGGUAAAGUACAGGAGCUGAGUUUUAAGAGCAAACCAAAUGUGUGGGCGUACUUCUCUGUCAAGUCUGGUGGAGGCAUUCAUGAAUUUUCAGAUUCUCAGUUUGGACAUGUUUUUGCUUUUGGAGAGUCCAGAGCCCUGGCCAUUGCAAAUAUGGUCCUUGGACUGAAGGAAAUCCAGAUCCGAGGAGAGAUUCGUACAAAUGUUGAUUACACAAUUGAUCUAUUGCAUGCUUCAGAUUACAGAGAAAAUAAGAUACAUACCGGCUGGUUGGACAGUAGAAUUGCCAUGAGGGUUAGAGCAGAAAGACCUCCUUGGUAUCUUUCUGUGGUUGGAGGAGCUCUUUAUAAAGCUUCUGCAAGUGGUGCAGCCUUGGUUUCUGAAUAUAUUGGUUAUCUUGAAAAAGGACAAAUCCCACCCAAGCAUAUUUCCCUUGUGAGCUCUCAAGUCUCACUAAACAUUGAAGGGAGCAAGUACACAAUUAAUAUGGUGAGGGGAGGACCAGGAAGCUACAGGUUGAGGAUGAAUGAGUCAGAGAUCGAAGCAGAAAUACAUACUCUGCGUGAUGGAGGACUACUGAUGCAGCUGGAUGGAAACAGUCAUGUUAUAUAUGCAGAGGAGGAAGCAGCUGGAACUCGCCUUCUAAUAGAUGGAAGAACAUGCUUGCUGCAGAAUGAUCACGAUCCGUCAAAGUUAAUUGCGGAGACACCUUGCAAACUUCUGAGAUAUUUGAUGUCUGACGGUAGUCAUGUUGAUGCUGACACACCUUAUGCAGAGGUUGAAGUGAUGAAGAUGUGCAUGCCCCUUCUUUCACCUGCUUCAGGAGUUAUCCAUUUUAAGAUGUCUGAAGGUCAAGCAAUGCAGGCUGGUGAGCUUAUAGCAUCACUUGAUUUAGAUGACCCUUCUGCAGUAAGAAAAGCAGAGCCUUUUCGUGGAAGCUUUCCUAUUUUGGAACCUCCAACUGCCAUAUCUGGAAAAGUUCAUCAGAGAUGUGCCGCAAGUCUUAAUGCAACAAGGAUGAUUCUUGCCGGAUAUGACCAUAAUGUUGAUGAUGUGGUUCAUAACUUGCUAAGUUGCUUAGACAGUCCUGAGCUUCCAUUUCUACAGUGGCAAGAAUGCCUCUCCGUACUGGCAACACGACUUCCGAAGGACCUCAGAUAUGAGUUGGAAGCAAAAUAUAAGGAAUAUGAGGGGAUUUCGGGCUUGCAAACUGUCGACUUCCCUGCUAGAAUUCUGAGAGGUGUCCUUGAGGCUCACCUAAGAACCUGCUCAGAAAAAGAAAAAGGAGCUCAAGAAAGAUUAGUUGAACCUUUAAUGAGUCUCGUCAAGUCUUAUGAGGGUGGAAGAGAGAGCCAUGCCCGUGGUAUCGUCCAUUCCCUUUUUGAAGAGUAUCUAACUGUUGAAGAAUUGUUUAGUGACAAUAUCCAGGCUGAUGUGAUUGAACGUCUCCGGCUUCAAUAUAAGAAAGAUCUCUUGAAGGUUGUCGACAUAGUGCUUUCUCAUCAGGGUGUUAGGCGUAAAAAUAAGCUUAUACUUAGUCUGAUGGAGCAACUGGUAUAUCCCAAUCCUGCAGCAUACAGGGAAAAACUUAUCCGUUUCUCAGCACUCAACCAUACAAAUUAUUCCGAGCUGGCACUGAAGUCCAGUCAACUCCUCGAACAGACUAAACUGAGUGAACUACGUUCGAGUAUUGCCAGAAAUCUUUCUGAGCUGGAGAUGUUCACUGAAGAAGGUGACAGCAUGGAUACUCCUAAGCGAAAAAGUGCCAUCAACGAAAGGAUGGAAGUUCUAGUGAGUGCUCCGUUAGCAGUCGAAGAUGCACUUGUAGGCCUUUUUGAUCACAGUGAUCACACCCUUCAGAGGCGGGUUGUGGAGACUUACAUUCGUAGACUCUAUCAGCCUUACCUCGUUCAAGGGAGUGUGAGGAUGCAGUGGCACAGAUCUGGACUAAUAGCUACAUGGCAGUUUAUGGAAGAGCAUGUGGAGAGAAAGAGUGGGUCUGGAGGAGACAACGUGAUAGUAAAACCGUUAGUUGAGAAACACAGUGAGAGAAAAUGGGGAGCCAUGGUUAUUAUCAAAUCUCUCCAACUCUUGCCAACAGUAUUAAAUUCUGCAUUAAGGGAGACUGCGCAUGACUUGCAUGCAGAGAUGUCGAAUGGAUCGACUCAACCAGUCAGUCAUGGUAACAUGCUGCACAUUGCAUUGGUGGGCAUCAACAACCAAAUGAGUUUGCUUCAGGAUAGUGGUGAUGAAGAUCAGGCUCAAGAGAGAAUUUACAAGUUAGCCAAAAUACUGAGAGACAAAGAUGCGAGCGCCAGCCUUAAAAGUGCAGGUGUAGGGGUUAUCAGCUGCAUCAUACAAAGAGAUGAAGGGAGGGUGCCAAUGAGGCACUCCUUUCACUGGUCAACAGAGAAGCUAUAUUAUGAGGAGGAGGCUCUACUGCGUCAUCUAGAGCCUCCUCUAUCCAUUUAUCUUGAAUUGGAAAAGCUUAAAAUCUAUGAUAAUAUAAAGUAUACUCCAUCCCGGGACCGUCAGUGGCACCUCUACACUGUUGUAGACAAGCAGAAUCCAAUCCAGAGGAUGUUUCUCAGAACACUUGUAAGACAACCAACAGAUGAUGGUUUACUAGCGUAUCAAGGAUUAAAUCAGGGAACGGCUCAUUCCUCUUUGAAUUUGCCGUUUACUUCAAGGAGCAUAUUGAGGUCCUUAAUAUCUGCACUGGAAGAGCUUGAACUUAAUCUCCAUAAUUCAACUCUCAAAGCUGACCAUGCUCAUAUGUACUUGUAUAUUUUACGAGAGCAAGAGUUUGAUGAUUUGUUGCCAUACCACAAGAGGGCAGACGUAAAUAACGAGCACAAAGAAGCGGAAGUUCAGAAAAUCUUAGAAGAGCUAGCUCAUGAAAUCAAUGCUUCUGUUGGUGUGAGGAUGCACAGGUUAGGCGUUUGUGAGUGGGAAGUGAAACUUUGGAUAUCAUCUGCAGGAGACGCAACUGGUGCUUGGAGGAUUGUGGUUGCGAAUGUGACAGGUCACACCUGCAUUGUGCAUAUUUAUCGAGAAGUGGAAGAUACAGGUGUACAAAGAGUAGUGUAUCAUUCAGCUAUUGGCCAUGGUCCUUUGAAUGGAGUGCCAGUAACAGCACCUUAUCCACCGCUGGCUGUGCUCGACCAGAAACGGCUUUUAGCCCGCAAGAACGACACCACUUACUGCUAUGAUUUUCCACUGGCAUUUAAAGCAGCACUGGAGAAGUCUUGGGCAAGUCAUAAUCCUGGAACAGACAAGCCUAAGGACAAUGUCCUCUUGAAAGUCACAGAGUUAACUUUUGUUGACAAAAAAGGAAGCUGGGGUACUCCUCUUGUCCCUGUGGAGCGCCAGCCUGGAUUCAAUGACGUCGGCAUGGUGGCAUGGAUUAUGGAAAUGUCUACUCCUGAGUUCCCUACGGGCAGGAAAAUUCUUGUUGUAGCAAAUGAUGUCACCUUCAUAAAUGGAUCUUUUGGCCCAAGCGAGGAUGCAUUUUUCCAAGCAGUGACUGGUGUUUCUUGCACACAGAAACUGCCACUUAUUUAUUUAGCAGCAAAUUCAGGGGCUCGUAUUGGUGCAGCUGAGGAGGUAAAAUCUUGCUUUAAAGUUGGAUGGUCUGAUGAAUCGAACCCCGAGCGUGGUUUUCAGUAUAUAUACUUGAUUCCUGAGGAUCAUGAACGUAUCAAAUCUUCUGUCAUGGCACAUGAAUUGAAGCUGUCAAAUGGAGAAGUUCGAUGGGUGAUAGAUACUAUUAUUGGAGAAGAGGAUGGCCUGGGUGUUGAGAACUUAAGUGGCAGUGGAGCCAUUGCAAGUGCUUAUUCUCGGGCAUACCAUGAAACAUUUACCUUGACAUAUGUAACCGGGAGAACAGUUGGAAUAGGUGCUUAUCUUGCUCGUCUUGGUAUGCGGUGUAUACAGAGGCUUGAUCAGCCAAUUAUUCUUACUGGUUAUUCUGCACUUAACAAACUUUUGGGCCGGGAAGUUUAUAGCUCCCACAUGCAACUUGGCGGACCUAAAAUUAUGGGAACUAAUGGUGUUGUUCAUCUGACUGUCUCUGAUGACCUCGAGGGGAUAUCAAAGAUUUUAAAUUGGUUGAGCUUCGUUCCGCCAUAUUCUGGUGGUCCACUUCCUAUUUCAACUCCAUUGGAUCCUCCACAGAGACCUGUUGAGUACUUCCCAGAGACCGCAUGUGAUCCACGUGCUGCCAUCUCUGGCCACACGGAUGCAAGUGGAAAGUGGCUGGGGGGCAUUUUUGACAAGGAUAGCUUCAUUGAGACACUGGAAGGUUGGGCAAGAACUGUUGUGACAGGCAGGGCAAAACUCGGAGGAAUCCCUGUAGGAAUAGUUGCUGUUGAGACACAAACUAUGAUGCAAGUAAUCCCUGCCGAUCCUGGACAGCUCGAUUCUCACGAAAGGGUUGUCCCUCAAGCAGGGCAAGUAUGGUUUCCUGACUCUGCAACUAAAACAGCUCAAGCAUUGAUGGACUUAAAUAGGGAGGAGUUACCUCUUUUCAUUCUUGCCAACUGGAGGGGCUUUUCCGGUGGACAGAGGGAUCUCUUUGAAGGUAUCCUUCAGGCAGGAUCAACCAUUGUUGAGAACCUUAGAACGUACAAACAGCCUGUUUUUGUUUACAUCCCUAUGAUGGGUGAACUCCGUGGUGGGGCAUGGGUGGUUGUGGAUAGUAAAAUCAAUUCAGACCACAUUGAAAUGUACGCAGAACGGACAGCCAAGGGAAAUGUCCUUGAGCCAGAAGGUAUGAUUGAAAUUAAAUUCAGAACAAAAGAACUACUGGAGUGCAUGGGUAGGCUUGACCAACAGCUUAUAAAUCUCAAGUUAAUGCUUCAGGAAGCCAGGACUGCAGGAGUAUACACUAAUGUUGAGGCCUUACAGCAGCAAAUUAAAACACGUGAGACACAGCUUUUGCCAGUAUACACGCAGAUAGCUACAAAGUUUGCAGAAUUGCAUGAUACUUCGUUAAGAAUGGCAGCGAAGGGGGUGAUCCGUGAAGUAGUAAAUUGGGAAACUUCUCGUUCAUUCUUUUACAGACGUCUGCUUCGAAGAGUGGAGGAGGAGAUGUUGGUCAAAACUGUGAGGAAUGCUGCAGGGGACCAGCUUUCUUACAAAUCCGCUAUGGAUAUGGUGAAAACCUGGUUUUUGGAUUCAAAAGGAGGCAAAGUAGAUUCUUGGAUAGAUGAUGAAGCCUUUUUCUCAUGGAAGAAUGACCCCAAGAACUAUGAGGAACAAUUACAACAGUUGCGGGUGCAAAAGGUACUAGUUCAGUUAUCAAAGAUUGGCGAUUCGACAUUGGAUUUACGUGCUCUACCACAGGGUCUUCUUUCCCUCCUACAGAAGGUUGAGCCAGCAACCAGAGAGCAAUUGAUCAGUGAUCUAAAAAAGUUGCUUAAUUGAUGAAGCAGCUUGUAACUAACGUUGCCAGCAAUUGUUGUCUGCCAUUUCUUCUAGGACAGUUUCCUGCCGGCCAGUGCAUCUGCCUGUUAAGAGGAGCAGAGCGGUUAGCACUCAACCUGUACUAUGAUGAUGGUUCUCUCUAUUAUAUGUUGGACAAGCUUGGUAGACAAGUGGUUUAAAUUUGUCUUGACGAGGUGUAAAUAGUAGCAUCUUGAGAGUGUAGGGUGUAGUCUUCAUUUGUUUGAGCAGAAAUAUUCUUUACGUAGCAGGCUCCUUUUUAUUGAAAUUACUGCAGCUCUUUAUGUAUAUUUGCAUUGUUAUCUUAGCCUGUCUAACAAUUGGUUAGCCUUGAAUGUCCAAAUAAAAUAUGAGCUGUGACUCAUGCUCCUGCUAUUCAGUACAAGUGUUUUUUCUCA
Nicotiana tabacum (common tobacco) is the source of this 7546-nucleotide messenger RNA. Lineage: Eukaryota; Viridiplantae; Streptophyta; Magnoliopsida; Solanales; Solanaceae. The record is from RefSeq and is a predicted model, not a curated record.